CUGCUGAAGAUGAUUCGAAUCAUCUGUCUGGCAACUCUGCUUCCUUCAGUGGUCCACUCAGCUCAGGGUCACUUUGCCCAGAAGCUCCUGAAUGAUCUGAUGGAGAAUUAUUCCAGUGCGCUGCGGCCAGUGGAGGACACUGAUCGAGCUCUGAACGUCACCCUGCAGAUCACUCUGUCCCAGAUCAAAGACAUGGAUGAGCGGAACCAGGUUCUGAUUGCGUACUUAUGGAUCCGGCAGACCUGGAACGACGCCUACCUGAGGUGGAAUAAAGAAGACUACGACGGUCUGGAGGUCAUCCACAUUCCGAGCAGCUUGGUGUGGAGGCCUGACCUCGUCCUCUAUAACAAGGCUGAUGACGACUUCUCUGGACCCAUGGACACCAACGUGAGGCUGCGGUACAAUGGAGAGAUCACUUGGGACGCGCCGGCCAUCACUAAGAGCUCCUGUGUGGUGGACGUCUCCUACUUCCCCUUCGACAGUCAAGAAUGCAACCUGACCUUCGGCUCCUGGACGUACAAUGGCAACCAGGUGGACAUCAUCAUGGGCAUGGACAGCGGUGACCUGUCAGACUUUGUGGAGAACGUGGAGUGGGAGUGUCACGGGAUGCCGGCCACAAAGAACGUCAUCAUGUACGGCUGCUGCGCGGACCCUUAUCCGGACAUCACCUACACCGUUCUGCUGCAGCGGCGCUCCUCCUUCUACAUCUUCAACCUGCUCCUGCCCUGCUUCCUCAUCUCUUUCCUGGCUCCUCUGGGCUUCUACCUGCCGGCAGACUCUGGGGAGAAGGUUUCUCUGGGGGUGACGGUUCUUCUGGCUCUCACCGUCUUCCAGCUGAUGGUGGCAGAAAGCAUGCCUCCCUCUGAGAGUGUGCCGCUCAUCGGGAAAUACUACAUUGCCACCAUGACCAUGGUCACUGCCUCGACCUCGCUGACCAUCUUCAUCAUGAACAUCCACUUCUGCGGUGCUGAAGCCAAACCGGUUCCUCACUGGGCAAAAGUCCUCAUCAUCGACUACAUGUCCAAAAUUUUCUUUGUGUAUGAGGUUGGUGAGAACUGCACGUCGGCUUCCUCCUCCUCGCCUCCGUAUGUCCACCAUGACGACCUUCACCACCAGAGUCAUAUCUCACACAGCCAGGCUAACGGUAAAGCAGGGGGUCAUGUUAACAGAGAGAAGCAGGAGCAGGGUCACAAGUACCCAAGACCCCAGACACCAAAGCCACAGCACCAUCCCAGAAUGAAAAGUCAGCACCACAUCACCAGAGACGAGCAGAGUCACCUCUCCAAAUUUGGACAGUAUAAAAUCUCCAAUGGGAAGAUCCCUUCAGAUGAGUGCUGCAAGGAUGACCAGAAGGUCCCGUGUUGCCCUGAAGACCAGAAGCCCAGCGUGACCUUUGGUCCCUGUGUGUUCUGCAGCCACGGCAGAGGCAUUCCAGCUCUGGACCCAAAGCUGGUGCACAACGUGGAGUACAUUGCCAACUGCUUCCGGGAGCAGAGGAACACGUGCGCUAAGGGAGCUGAGUGGAAGAAGAUUGCUAAAGUCAUGGACAGAUUUUUCAUGUGGAUUUUCUUCAUCAUGGUGUUCCUGAUGAGCAUCCUCAUCAUCGGCAAGAAACCCUGA
Synchiropus splendidus (mandarinfish) is the source of this 1620-nucleotide messenger RNA. Its product is annotated as neuronal acetylcholine receptor subunit alpha-9-II. Gene Ontology annotation, molecular function: transmembrane signaling receptor activity; acetylcholine-gated monoatomic cation-selective channel activity. Gene Ontology annotation, biological process: chemical synaptic transmission; nervous system process; signal transduction. NCBI's taxonomy places the organism in Eukaryota, Metazoa, Chordata, Actinopteri, Syngnathiformes, Callionymidae. The annotation marks the transcript as partial. The transcript has 6 exons. Gene Ontology annotation, cellular component: neuron projection; synapse; postsynaptic membrane. The record is from RefSeq and is a predicted model, not a curated record.